UUGAAGGUGGUCGUGUCGGUCCGAGCCCGGGUGAUGGGUUGUCCUCACCGUGUUGCCUCUAAAGGACGCGUGUGUGUGGUUCGGUAAAGCGGAGACCCGCCGCCUCCACACGGACAGCUGCUGUCCCGCCGCGGCAGACAUCACUCUGAUCCCGGUUUGAGCCCAUCUCAAUGUGACAAUGGCAGACAGUUCGCACUGCUUCUACUGUCGGGAGGAUCUGGGAGGGAAGAGGUUUGUUCGCAGUGAGGGGAGACCCGUGUGUGUUCGCUGUCACACCAAGUUCUGUGCCAACUCCUGCGUCGAGUGCCACCGACCCAUUUCUGUGGAGACUAAGGAGCUGAGCCACAAAGGUCGCUACUGGCAUGAGGAGUGUUUCCGUUGUGCAAAGUGCUACAAACCUCUGGCCAAAGAACCAUUCAACACCAAGGAUGACCGCAUCAUGUGUGUGAGGUGUUGCUCCAAGGAGGAUGCUCCAUGCUGUCAUGGCUGCUAUAAAUCCAUACUGGCAGGCGCAGAGACCGUGGUGUACAAAGGAAAGUUGUGGCACGAUGAAUGUUUCAUCUGCUGCGGCUGUAAACAGCCAAUGGGUUCGCAGAGUUUCCUCUCUAAAGAAAGCGACGUUUACUGUACUCCAUGCUACGAUGAGAAAUUUGCCAAACGUUGCUUCAGCUGCAAAAAGCCGAUAACCUCUGGUGGAGUGAACUACCAGGAGCAGCCAUGGCACAGCCACUGCUUCGUGUGCAGCUCCUGCUCCAAGCCUCUGGCAGGGUCCAGCUUCACCAACCACCAGAACCAGGUCUUCUGUGUGGACUGCUACAAGAGCUGUGUGGCCAAGAAGUGCAACGGCUGCCAGAACCCCAUCACAGGUUUCGGUAAAGGCGUGAAUGUCGUGAACUUUGAGGGCAGCUCUUGGCACGAAUAUUGCUUCAACUGCAAGAGAUGCUCCCUCAGCCUGGCCAACAAACGCUUCGUGGCCAAAGGAAGAGACGUGCUCUGCUCUGACUGUGGCAACAAGGAGUGACGGGCGACUUUUGCAGUGCUAAAUAUAAGUUUUACAUAUGGACAGUGUCUACAUUUCAAUAUUCUCCCUUUUUCAGCAGAUUUUUCUGGUUGAUUACAGAACAACUUGGAUGUUGAAGAGAUUGCACCAGGAUGAACUUGUCCAGAUGUGAAUAAAGUAGAUAAACAGUUUAAUAAAGCUGGUCAAUAAAUAGUUUGAUUUCAAGAGGCUUUGCUUUCAGUUUGCAUUAAUGUCACAAAACGCUAAAAUUUCAUUUAUAAAGUCAUGCAAUUAUUGUUUGUAAUGGUGCAGGAAGUCAGCUAAAUAAAGCACAAGAAGGAUCUUUAAACUGUCUUAUUUUCUUUUCCUAAUUACAGGAAUAAUUAGUCAUGUUAGUCAACUUGUUUUGUUUAAAAGUAACAUGAUUCUGGGACCAGAUCAUCAAUGUUGUCAUCAUUUCACCAAACGUUUGAUCAAUUUAUGCUUUCAUGCACGUUUCCUGUCAGGUUUUACUCCACAAAUGUAAAAAACUUAAUUAAGUGCUGCAUGUUUUGUCUUGCUGCAGCGACAUGAAAUAAACUUUUUACAAAA
This is a messenger RNA of Nothobranchius furzeri (turquoise killifish), 1591 nucleotides long. Its product is annotated as four and a half LIM domains protein 1. Gene Ontology annotation, biological process: muscle organ development. The record is from RefSeq and is a predicted model, not a curated record. NCBI's taxonomy places the organism in Eukaryota, Metazoa, Chordata, Actinopteri, Cyprinodontiformes, Nothobranchiidae. Gene Ontology annotation, molecular function: transmembrane transporter binding.